This is a messenger RNA of Closterium sp. Yama58-4, 234 nucleotides long. NCBI's taxonomy places the organism in Eukaryota, Viridiplantae, Streptophyta, Zygnematophyceae, Desmidiales, Closteriaceae. The record is from the annotation of a GenBank genome assembly.
AUGAAGCGGUUGGAGAAGGUGCAGCACAUGCAGCGGGAGAUGGACGUGAUCGAGGCAAAGGAGCUGGGGCAGGGGGGCCUCACAGCGGGGCAGCAGACGCAGAUCGCCCGCAACAAGACUCGCAUCCAGCAGGUGGGUGGAGAGGGGUGGGGAGGAGUGGGGCGGCGUUGGGAGGACGCCCUUUCAGACGUCUCAAACGAAGGGCUCCCAACAGGGGCAGCAGACACGGACUGA